Molecule: messenger RNA, 2490 nt
Organism: Spea bombifrons (plains spadefoot toad)
Lineage: Eukaryota; Metazoa; Chordata; Amphibia; Anura; Pelobatidae
Gene: RTCB
Product: RNA 2',3'-cyclic phosphate and 5'-OH ligase
Exons: 12
Coding region: 95-1612 (505 amino acids)
Biological process (GO): tRNA splicing, via endonucleolytic cleavage and ligation
Cellular component (GO): tRNA-splicing ligase complex; nucleus
Molecular function (GO): RNA ligase (ATP) activity
Source: RefSeq, a predicted model, not a curated record
UUCUCGGCCGCUGUCUCUCUGUCUCCGGAAGUGCUCUCGUGGCUGCUUCCGGUGCCGGUGCCUGGUCUGUGGAAGUGAGUGAGCAGCUGUCACCAUGAGUCGCAGUUACAAUGAUGAGUUACAGUAUCUGGACAAGAUCCACAAGAACUGCUGGAGGAUCCGCAAGGGCUUCGUGCCCAACAUGCAGGUGGAAGGCGUGUUCUACGUGAACGACCCGCUCGAGAAGUUAAUGUUUGAAGAACUGAGGAACGCGUGCCGCGGCGGAGGCGCUGGAGGUUUCCUUCCUGCCAUGAAGCAGAUCGGCAACGUGGCGGCCUUACCUGGGAUCGUGCAUAGAUCUAUCGGGCUGCCUGAUGUGCACUCUGGCUAUGGCUUUGCCAUCGGGAAUAUGGCUGCUUUCGAUAUGAAUGACCCCGAUGCGGUUGUAUCUCCAGGUGGAGUCGGUUUUGACAUUAAUUGCGGCGUCCGCUUGCUGCGUACGAACCUCGAUGAGGGAGAUGUGCAGCCGGUGAAGGAACAGCUUGCCCAGUCCAUGUUCGAUCACAUCCCGGUGGGCGUCGGGUCCAAGGGAGUUAUACCCAUGAGUGCUAAGGACCUUGAGGAGGCUCUUGAGAUGGGAGUGGACUGGUCCUUGAGGGAAGGCUACGCAUGGGCUGAGGACAAGGAGCACUGUGAAGAAUACGGCAGAAUGCUCCAGGCAGACCCCAGCAAAGUCUCCUCCAAAGCCAAAAAGAGAGGUCUGCCCCAGCUGGGAACCCUUGGUGCUGGGAACCAUUACGCAGAGAUCCAGGUGGUAGAUGAGAUUUACAACGAAUACGCCGCCAAGAAAAUGGGCAUCGACCACAAGGGGCAAAUCUGCGUCAUGAUCCACAGCGGAAGCCGCGGCCUCGGGCAUCAGGUUGCAACAGAUGCCCUGGUUGCCAUGGAAAAGGCCAUGAAAAGGGAUAAGAUCAUUGUGAAUGAUAGACAGUUGGCGUGCGCCAGAAUCCACUCCAACGAGGGGCAGGAUUAUCUGAAAGGCAUGGCUGCGGCUGGGAACUACGCCUGGGUCAAUCGCUCCUCCAUGACUUUCCUCACCCGACAGGCCUUUGCCAAAGUAUUUAACACGACCCCCGAUGACCUGGACAUGCAUGUCAUUUACGAUGUGUCCCACAACAUAGCCAAGGUGGAACAGCAUGUGGUGGACGGGAAGGAGAGGACCCUAUUAGUGCACCGGAAGGGAUCCACCAGAGCCUUCCCCCCACACCACCCUCUCAUUGCUGUGGAUUACCAGCUGACAGGACAGCCUGUGCUGAUCGGAGGUACAAUGGGAACCUGCAGCUACGUAUUAACUGGUACCGAACAGGGCAUGACGGAGACGUUCGGCACCACCUGUCAUGGAGCUGGGAGAGCUCUGUCUAGAGCAAAAUCCAGACGCAAUCUAGACUUCCAAGACGUUCUAGACAAGCUUGCUGACAUGGGAAUAGCGAUCCGGGUGGCGUCCCCUAAACUUGUCAUGGAAGAGGCCCCCGAAUCGUACAAAAAUGUGACCGACGUGGUAAAUACCUGCCACGAUGCCGGAAUCAGCAAGAAAGCCAUCAAGCUGCGCCCUAUCGCAGUCAUCAAGGGCUGAUGGACAGAGAGAAGACUCGAGACGGAUACCGAGCCGUAGCCCCCCGCGUCCUCGCAGAGGGAACAGGCUGCUAAUCUCACUAAGUGGUUAUAAAGCUGGUUGUGUUCCAAUCGUUUUUUUUUUCCUGCAUUUUUGAUUUAUAAUUUUGUUUCGGCAGUGCGUUUUUCUUGAUGGAUACGGUGAACCGGCAGUAGCUACCCUAUUGCUUACCUGGCGUUGCAAAUUAAUUUGGCUUAUUAUUAUUUUAUUGCAACUCUUGGCAAUUUUUCUUUUUUUUUUUUUUUUUGUUGCCUUUUCACUUGAUAAACUAUAUCUGAGCCUGAAUUAAUGUCCCAAAAAUGAACCGAUACUUUAAACUGCGAUGUGAUGAAUCAAACCUUGCGCAGCACUUCGUAACGCGGAGCAGCGUUAGCAGCCUUUUGCUUACUCUCUGGGACUGAGUGUAUUUGGUGAACGAACUAAAAUCUAAAGGGCAAAGAGAAUGGGAUCUGCUGCAGGAUUGGGAACCCGCGUGCUUCCCCAAAUUGGCCUAGAAUGAUGGGAGCUGCCCUUCGAUAUUCAACCGAAAAAGAACAUUUUAAAUGCUGUCCAAAUCCUGAGCGUUUCCAUUUACUGCCCAAAUAAAAACGUGUGUGAUAGUGUUUACAGAUUAGCAUAAAUGAUAUGCGUGUGAUAAAUGUGUGUAUUACGGGAGAUGCCAUCUUAAACAGUUGCUACCUAAUUUAUUCCCUUAAUCUUCCUGGCUGUAUAAAUAAAGUAGGGUUUGGGGAAAGUGACAGAUCCAUCUCGGACAAAAAAAAAUAUCCUCUGCAAAGAAUGACAAUUUCAGGGGCUUUGCAUCUGUAAAAUACGCUGUAUUAAAGCACUGUAAGCAAUGA